CAUCGUCGUCGAUCUUCUUCUCAUCAUCCAUUUCCCCCUCCAUCAUCACCCACCCUCCCCCGCCGCCAUCAUGCAGGCGCUCAAGCUGAGCAAGAAGUAUCCCGAGUUCAAGCAGGAGGAGAUCCUGGACCUCAUCAACCGCUUCCACCAAAUCGACAUCGAGGGAAACGGCGGCGUCGAGAAGGCGACUGUGAUUUCCGCACUGCAGCAGAGCGGCGACGCUGACUACGACUCUGCCCGUGAAACGCUCAAGCACGUCGACGUCGAUUCGUCCGGCAAGGUCGCGGUUGAGGACUGGGUGCAGCUGCACUCGCUGCUGCGCGCAAGCAAGAACCAGCCAGUAAUCACCUCCAACAAGGGCCGAAUCGCCGUCAAGGGCACAGCCGGCACGGGGACCAAGCACACCAUCAACGAAGAUGAGCGCACGUCGUUUACCGACCACAUCAACGGCGUCCUGGGAGGCGACCCAGACGUUGGGCACCUCCUGCCUAUUCCGACCGACACGAUGCAGCUGUUCGACGAGGUGCGGGAUGGUCUGAUUCUCUGCAAGCUCAUCAACGACUCAGUUCCCGACACCAUCGAUGAGCGUGUCCUCAACAAGCCCAAGAAGGGCAAGCAGCUGAACGCCUUCCAGAUGACGGAAAACAACAACAUCGUCAUUUCGUCAUCCAAGGGUAUUGGCUGCUCCGUUGUCAACAUUGGUCCCAGCGACAUCCAGGAGGGCCGCGAGCACCUCAUCCUCGGCCUCAUCUGGCAGAUCAUUCGCCGUGGUCUCCUGGCAAAGAUCGACAUCAAGCUCCACCCCGAGAUGUACCGACUCCUCGAGGAUGGAGAGACGAUGGAGGAGUUCCUUCGCCUUCCUCCUGACCAGAUCCUCCUCCGAUGGUUCAAUUACCACCUUAAGGCUGCCAACUGGCACCGCCGCGUCGAGAACUUCACGAAGGACGUGUCGGACGGCGAGAACUACACCAUCCUGCUCAACCAGUUGCGUCCAGACGAGUGCACCAAGGCGCCUCUCCAGACGCGCGACCUGCACCAGCGCGCAGAGGAAGUUCUGCAAGGUGCCGACCGUAUCGGGUGCCGACGCUUCCUCACCCCGAACGGUAUGGUCAGCGGCAACCCCAAGCUCAACCUCGCGUUCGUUGCGCACCUGUUCAACACGUGGCCUGGCCUCGACCCGCUUGACGAGGACGAGGCGCCGCCUGAGAUCGAGGACUUUGACGCUGAAGGAGAGCGCGAGGCGCGCGUCUUUACGCUCUGGCUCAACUCGCUGGACGUCGACCCGGGAGUAUACAACCUGUUCGAGGACCUGAAAGACGGCACCGUCCUUCUCCAGGCCUUCGACAAGGUCAUCCCCGGCUCGGUCAUCUGGCGGCGGGUCAGCAAGCCCAAGGAGGGCCAGGAACUGUCGCGCUUCAAGGCCGUCGAGAACACCAACUACGCCGUCGACUUGGGCAAGCAGAACGGGAUGCACCUUGUCGGCAUCCAGGGCUCGGACAUUGUCGACGGGACGCGCACGCUCGUGCUCGGCCUCGUGUGGCAGCUCAUGCGCAUCAGCAUCACGCAGACGCUCGCACAGCUCAGCCGCGGCGGGCGCGCCGUCACGGACCAGGACAUGGUGCGUUGGGCCAACGAGACGGUCAAGAAGGGCGGCAAGAGCAGCACGAUGCGCUCUUUCAAGGACCCGAGCCUCAGCAACGCCGUCUUCUUCCUCGACCUCCUCAACGGCGUCAAGCCCGGCAUUGUCGACUACUCGCUCGUGUCCAACUCGAAUGCCGAGGAGGACAAGCGCCUCAACGCAAAGCUCGCCAUCUCCAUUGCACGCAAGCUCGGCGCACUCAUCUUCCUCGUGCCCGAGGACAUUGUCGAGGUCCGCCCACGUCUCAUCCUCACAUUCGUGGGCGCGCUCUGGGCCGCGUCGGGCAGCCAGUAGGAAGAGAAAGAUCGCAUGCAGGGUCGGGGCAGUAUACCGCAGCAGAGUAGUCAGAUGUCAGUAAUGUUAUGAUAGCUUGUCCGGUGGCUCGCAUGGAAGCAGCGACACCU
Cutaneotrichosporon oleaginosum is the source of this 2043-nucleotide messenger RNA. RefSeq lists its product as uncharacterized. Gene Ontology annotation, biological process: actin filament bundle assembly; actin filament network formation. NCBI's taxonomy places the organism in Eukaryota, Fungi, Basidiomycota, Tremellomycetes, Trichosporonales, Trichosporonaceae. Gene Ontology annotation, cellular component: actin filament bundle; cytoplasm; actin filament. Gene Ontology annotation, molecular function: actin filament binding. The record is from RefSeq and is a predicted model, not a curated record.